UCUCUUUAACCCUGAAAUCCUACCAUCCAUCAAGAUCUUGUAAUUAUUUUAAGACUUUCUUCAGUCUGAUUGGCUAUCGGCGAUGCUAUAAGCUUUUAUUUUGAAGGCUUAAGCUUAAUUAAAGAGCACGUACAACAAUUAAAGGUGUCCGUAUUUCUCGAAUUUAGUGCUUCGUUCGAACGCGAAAAGACGGAGUCCGGGCGAGUUCAAGAAGCCAGCCCGCUCAUUUUGUUCUCCAAGAUAACAGCAACGUACCAAGACUGAUAGUCACUCCUAAAGCGUGGAAGCCGAGUAACGCGACGAGAUGCCAAAGAAUUCUUCUUACUUUCUCAACCAAUCCAAGGCUGACGAACAAGAUGGCUGGGCCAGCAGUUAUUUCGUGCCUGCUUAUGAUAGCAGUUUAAUAGUCCUGUGCGUCGCCAUUAUUUGUGUCAAUACGUUGGUAUUGGUGUUGUACAGCAAAAGAAGACAAUUACGAACAAAAACAAACACUUUACUUGUUAGUUUGGCCACGUCUGAUCUUCUCAUGGGACUGUUUGGAGUACCGUUUUUUAUUGCCUGUAAGGCCUUUCUCAACGGAGACGUCUGUAUCGUCCAAGGGGUCGUAUUUCGAUUUAUUGCAGUCUCGACAAUGUUCCACAUCCUUGCCAUUACAGCAGAACGAUAUUUUUGCGUGUUACACCCCAUGCAAUAUAUCAAUAUCGUCACAGGCAAGAGAAUACUGCGAGUUAUAGCAUGCAUCUGGGCGAUAUCGCUUUUUGUCGCCCUAAUUCAACUGUCCUGGGUUUUACCUUUUGGUUAUUUCUCAGACAACGAAAUAAAAUUCACUGCGUCCUUGGCUUACAACUGCGUCGGAUUAGUGGUCUGUUUUGCAAUACCGUUUUUGGGAAUGGUCGUCUUCUACACCAGAAUGUUUAUCACAAUUCACAGGCAGGUUCAGAAGAUCAGAAGGCAAAGCGUGGUUCUGGACUUCGCGACAUCCUCUUCCAACUUUCGUUCAUCUUACAGGCAGCUACGAGCUCUCGUAACCUUCACUAUCAUGCUUGGACUUUUUGCAGGAUCUUGGAUCACGUGGUAUAUCAGUAUACUGCAAAUAUACGCCAACGUGCAAUUUUUCCCUGAGGUAUCCAUGGUGAUAUUUGAUUUCCUCAGAGUUGGUGUGUCACUCAUCAAUCCACUGCUGUAUACCUUCUUAAAGAAUGAUUUCAGAGAAGCACUCGUGUCUUUUCUCAAGUGUAGAAGAACAGGUUUCCAAGAUUUCAGCAGCCAAUCCACUGCGACAACUUCACAGUGGAGACAGCGUCACAGCGGCUUUGAAUUAAAUAGAACAAAACACUAAUUGAAGAACUCAUUAUUCCUUCUGUUAGCCUGGGGACCAUACAAGGCGGAAUGCGAAUUUAUGACCUUAUCACCAGCUUGUUAUACUGACUGAGUUGCCAGGCCAGACCAUAGUUAGAGAGGAGAAUGGUGACCGAGGAGGCAGCGUGGCCGAGUGGUUAGGGCUCCUAACUUGAAAUCCGGAGGUCGCGGGUUCAAGUACCU
This is a messenger RNA of Orbicella faveolata, 1542 nucleotides long. RefSeq names its product beta-2 adrenergic receptor-like. Gene Ontology annotation, biological process: G protein-coupled receptor signaling pathway. Lineage: Eukaryota; Metazoa; Cnidaria; Anthozoa; Scleractinia; Merulinidae. Gene Ontology annotation, cellular component: membrane. Gene Ontology annotation, molecular function: G protein-coupled receptor activity. The record is from RefSeq and is a predicted model, not a curated record.